AUGUACAUCACCCUCUACUACAUAGUCACUUGGCUCCCUGACUCCCUUCGCGUAGUCAGGGACCACUUCCUCUCAGUUUGCCCCACCACUCUCACCGUUGACCUCCUCGAGAAGGCCCUCCUAGCAGCAGAGAAGAGCAUAGUAGCUGUAGGAGCCUCUCGUGGUGACCCUCGCACCCCCAUCUUUGAGGGUUGUUCCCCUUCCCCCCUUUUGCCCUCUGUUGCCUCUGCUGCUGCGGCCGACCUCGUUAAGCUUGAGUCGGUCGGUGCGGCGUCUACCCCUAGCAGAAGAUGCCGCCCUGGCAAGGGCAAGGGGGGCAGGGGCGCUGGAGGAGCUAGCGGGGGCGGUGGAGGAGGCGGUGGAGGCGGUGGAGGGGGUGGGGGUGGCGGUGGGGGUGGUGGCGGGGGUGGAGGUGUCGGUGGCGGCAGUGGAGGCGGAGGCGGCGGCGGCGGUGGCGGUGGGAGCGGAGGUGGCGGAGGUGGCGGCGGUGGAGGAGGCAGUGGCGGUGGAGGUGGAGCUGGUCGGGGUGGCGCUGCGCAGAGGGUCAGCUACGGUGGUGGUCAGCGCCAGCAGCAGCAGCAGCAGCAGCGCACUCGUGACAUCCCCUCCACUCAGCAGCUCCGUGAGUGGUACGCUGCACACCAGCGGGGUGGGGGUACUGGUCCGUGCACCUACGUCCUACGCACCGGCGACCGCGCAGGUGAGCACUGCGGGGGUGCGCACUCCACCCAGCGCUGCAUUGGCCGCCUGACGGACGCUUGGCGUCACCAGUUCCCGGAGGCCACUGAGAUCCCCCGCUGGGGCGAGCUUUCUAGGGCGGGAGUAGCUGUCUUUGACCUUGACUUUGAUGCUAUUCUUGCUGCCAUGUAUGCUGUGACAAUUAGUGAUGAGGGUGACUAUUACCGGUGUUUUCCGCCCAACCCAGGCAUUGAGACUGCUGCUCUAGGUACUGGUGAGGCUGCUGCUCUAGGUGCUAGCGAGGCUGCUGCUCUAGGUGCUCGUGCGUCUGCUCCCUCAGGUGCUGGGGAGUCUGCUCUCAGGUACUUUGCAGUCUCUCUGGCAGACCCCUCUGGGGGUCCUGUCCUUGCUCACUACUCCACUGUCCUCCCGUGUCCGGUGGCCCCCUCUGGCACCCUGUCUGGUCUUUACCUCCCAUUGUUCUCUACGAACUUGGUAGCUGCGUCGGGUCAGGUGUUUGCUGCAGCGUCCAGGUCUGGUCCUGAGUCUGCCCCCUGCUCGUGUCGCCUCCUGUCUCACGAGACUCUCCUCUGGCACCACCGCCUUGGUCACCCCUCCCUACUUUGUCUCCGGAGCAUGGCCUCCCGUGUCCUUGUCUCUAGUCUUCCCCAGUCUCUCCCUCCCCUACCUCCGGGGCCUGGCCCUACCUGCGUCCCCUUUGUCGAGGGGCGGCACCGGGCUGCCCCUCACUCCUCCCAGUUUCCUCCGACAGAGGCCCCGCUGCAGACGCUUCACAUGGACGUGUGGGGCCCGGCCCGUGUCCGUGGACAGGGUCACGAGCGCUACUUCUUGCUGGUGGUUGACGACUACUCGCGUUACACCACAGUCUUCCCCUUGCGCAGCAAGGGUGAUGUCACUGAGGUGUUGAUCGACUGGAUCCGGGCAGCUACUCUCCAGCUCAGGCAGAGCUUCGGCUCGGACUUUCCUGUUCUGCGUCUGCACUCUGACAGAGGCGGAGAGUUCUCCUCUGGCCUUCAGCGAGCCUACUGUCUUGCACGAGGCAUCCGCCAGACCUCCACGCUUCCGGACUCUCCACAGCAAAAUGGGAUUGCUGAGCGCCGCAUUGGCAUGGUCAUGGAUGUCGCUUGUACGUCCAUGAUGCAUGCAGCUGCCCCCCAUUUUCUGUGGCCGUUUGCGGUUUGGUACGUGGCGCAUCAGAUCAACCUUCACCCCAGGGUCUCCAUGCCGGAGACCUCCCCAGCUUUGCUGUGGACGGGGAAUGUUGGCGAUGCGUCUGCGUUCCGUGUCUGGGGAUCUCAAGCGUUUGUUCGCGAAUUGUCUGCGGACAAGCUGUCCCCUUGUGCUGCUCCUUGCGUCUUCCUUGGCUUCCCCCCUGACGCGCCACGGUGGCAGUUCUACCACCCCACCUCUCACCGUGUUCUGUCCUCCCAGGACGUCACGUUUGACGAGUCAGUCCCCUACUACCGCCUCUUCCCCUACCGCACUCCGUCCCUCCCCCCGCCACCGCUCCUCCUUGUACCAGGUCCCCCCCCGGUAGACCCCCUCCCCCCCCAGGGUCCUGCCCCUUCAGGUGUGUCCCAGGUAGGCACAGUCGAGCGUGUCGAGGUUACUGGUGACUCUGGUGCUGCUGAGGGUGUUGAGCGUGGGGGUGCUGACUCUGGGGGUGCUAAGCGUGUGGGUGCUGCGCCUGGGGGUGCUAAGCCUGCGGGUGCUACUACUGGGGGUGCUGAGCCUGGGGGUGCUGCGACUGGGGGUGCUGAGCCUGGGGGUGCUGAGCCUGGGGGUGCUGCGAAUGGGGGUGCUGAGCCUGGGGGUGCUGAGCCUGGGGGUGCUAUGCCUAGGGGUCCUGAGCCUGGGGGUGCUACGCCUGGAGGUGCUGCGCCUGGGGGUGCGGAGCCUGAGGGAGUUGGGGCUACACGUAUGGCGUCUAGCGGUGAUGGGCCUGUAGGUUCUCCGGGUGCUUCGUCUCGACGGGAGCCCCUCUCUCCACAGGAGCUGCGUGAGUGGUUUGCCCGGCGCUGGAGGCGUGCUGGUGGAGCUGGAGGUUCUUCAGCUGCUAAGGGUGCUGGUGCCGCGGGUCCUGGAGGUGCUCGUACUGGGAGUACUGGAGCUGCUGGGCCUGCGGGUACGUCUGGAGCUGGAGCUGCUGAGGGUGUUGGCGCUGAGGCUACUGUUGUCGGUCCUGGAGGCGGUCCUGCUGGGGGUACUACUGGUGCUGCUGGAGGUACAGGAGCUGGAGGUGCUCCUGGCGCUGGUGCUGCCGCUGGGGGUGCUAGUGCUGUCCCUGCUGUGUCUGAAGUUGCCGCGUGGCCUCGGCCGUACUUCGUUCCGCUCCUUCAGCAGGUUCUUGGUCUCCCGCCUUCUACUGGUCCUCCUCCUCCCUUAGAGUGUCCACAGCCUUUCCCGUCACAGUUACAGUUACAGCCGUCCUCCCCACUGCCUGCUCCUUCUCCCUACACUGGUCCUACUGGAGGUCUUGCUGAGCGUCGUGAGCCUGCGUCUCGCUCUGCGUCGCCUGUCCGUGCUGCUCGCAGUAGUGGUCGUGGUUCGCGUCAGCGUCCUCCUCGUGUCCCUGGCACGCACCGGAUGUCUCUGCGUCCGUCUACUGCUCCUCUGCGUGCCCCUUUGCCUUCUCCUCCUGAGUCUUCUCUUCCUGCUCUUGCCGACCCAGAGUCGGACUCUCUUCUUGCUGAGCUCGUCAACUUUGCUGCUCGCUAUUGUCUAGACUACGCUGCUAGUCUUCUCGCUGAGUCUGUCUGUCCUCCGUCCGUCGGGGGUGAGUGUGCCCUUGGCACGGACGUCCUUGAGGACAGGCAGGAGGAGUUCCAGUGUCUGGCUGCUGCUUCACCUCAUCUCGUGUUCGUACUGCUUACCCCUGAGGGAGACCCGGAUGCACUUGACAUCCCGACUCCGCGCUCUUACGCGGAGGCGAUAGAGGGUCCCUUCUCGUCUCAGUGGCAGGCAGCUAUGGACACAGAGAUGGCUUCCUGGAAGUCCAGAGGCACCUACGUUGACGAGGUUCCCCCGCCUGGGGCGAACAUCGUCAGUGGCAUGUGGAUUUUCAGGGUGAAGCGACCGUCAGGUUCUCCGCCUGUCUUCAAGGCGCGUUACGUGGCUCGUGGCUUCAGUCAGCGGCAGGGAGUUGACUACUUUCAGACCUUCUCUCCCACCCCGAAGAUGACCACUCUUCGGGUGUUGCUGCACAUAGCUGCUCACCGCGACUACGAGCUGCACUCUCUUGACUUCAGCACUGCUUUCUUUCUACGGUCCCGCCAGGCGCCCCGUGAGUGGCACGACACACUGAGGACUACACUUGCGGCUCUUGGGUUUGCUCCUUCUACUGCCGACCCGUCGCUGUUUCUGCGCACCAACACCUCUUUGCCGCCGUUCUACAUCCUCGUGUACGUCGACGACUUGGUCUUUGCCACAGGUGACACUGCUGGACUCGCCCACGUGAAGUUCGAGCUGCAGAAGAGUCACACGUGCACAGACCUGGGUGAACUGCGCAGCUACCUUGGCUUGCAGAUCACCCGGGACAGAGCACGCCGCACCAUUACCCUGACUCAGUCACACAUGGUGCAGCAGGUCCUUCAGCGCUUCCACUUCACGUACUCCUCGCCUCAGGCCACUCCUCUGUCUACUCGCCACUCGCUCUCAGGUCUGCCUUCGGAUGAGGUUAUAGAGUCGAGUGGCCCGUACCCAGAGCUUGUUGGCUGCCUCAUGUACCUGAUGACCUGCACACGACCUGACCUUGCAUACCCUCUUAGCAUUCUUGCACGCUAUGUUGCUCCUGGGAGACACAGACCGGAGCACAUGGCUGCAGCGAAGAGGGUGUUGCGCUACUUGUGCAGCUACGCAGCGGUCGUCACAGGGUUACACCGGGCUACCCGCUCGUCUUCUGUUCUCGGCUCCAGUUGUGAGGCUGAGAUCUACGCUGGGGCCAUGGCUGCACAGGAGCUUCGCUGGCUCACCUACCUGCUGACUGACCUUGGAGAGCCGCCUCCUUCUCCUCCAGUGCUGUACGUAGACAACAAGGCCAUGCUAGCCUUGUGUCGAGAGCAGAGACUGGAGCACAGAACGAAGCACAUUGCUCUCCGCUACUUCCUUGCUCGUGAGCUACAGCAGCGUGGUCAGCUUCGACUUGCGUACGUGGCCUCUGAGGCCAACACUGCUGAUAUCUUCACCAAGGCACUUGCUCCUUGUGAUCAUCAGCGCUUCUGUACUCAGCUGGGUCUUGUGCCCGCCUUGCCUCACUUGCUCACUCCUUGA
Messenger RNA from Closterium sp. NIES-65, 4968 nucleotides. Lineage: Eukaryota; Viridiplantae; Streptophyta; Zygnematophyceae; Desmidiales; Closteriaceae. The record is from the annotation of a GenBank genome assembly.